This is a messenger RNA of Dreissena polymorpha, 780 nucleotides long. RefSeq lists its product as uncharacterized. The record is from RefSeq and is a predicted model, not a curated record. The transcript is spliced from 4 exons. Bases 16 to 336 code for a protein of 106 amino acids. NCBI's taxonomy places the organism in Eukaryota, Metazoa, Mollusca, Bivalvia, Myida, Dreissenidae.
ACAAAGACUGGUUCCAUGCUCAUUACGAUUAUCGUCUGCUUAAGUGCAGGAUUGGUCAUCAUCUCGGUGUUAACAGUGCUGACCAGGAAAGAGAAACGAUCAGGGGAUGAUGCAGCUUCAUUGGUCACACAAGACAAGGAUAUAAUAUCAAUGGAUAUAAUCCUGAAAGUGAUCGGUCUGGGACAUCUCAUCGAGCAAAUCAGGAUAAAAGCGCACAAAAUAACAUCAGACAAGCCAGCUGGAAGAUUAAAAGCCAGACCGGGUCUUUGUGCAGAAGAUCAUAAAGAUGUCAAGGAAUACAUGACCUUCUUGAGAAGAAGUUUGAUAAUUUAUUAAUACCACACCACCAACAAAUACUUAUCAUCUCUUCUCAAUGCCUGUGAUACGUUAAUAGGAUGAAAUGGAACACUGUGCAUAAGCAACUAUUCCUUCUAUUUCACUUGCAGAUGUAACAAUGCAAGUUGCCAACCAAUAUGGAACUAAUAAAAGCUCAUAUUACAGCUAGUUGCUGUAACACAUUUACAUCACGAGAAGUCUUUUAUAUUGUGAAAUGACAAUAAUAGAUUUUAGAGUAACUAUAGCACUCAUUUUGUUUUAAUAUGUUUAAAUGUAGAAGACAUUUUACCUUUACUCACUUUAUUAUGCACUUUGAAUGAUUUAGUAUCCAUUCCACAAUAGCGGCUUUAAAUAACUGCAUGAGUUUAUUAAUUUUAAAAUGGUUACCAUGGUAACCACAAAGUUUUAAUCAUUGUCAUGUAACUAACUCUGUAAUAUUUUUGA